Messenger RNA from Rubroshorea leprosula, 1278 nucleotides. The record is from the annotation of a GenBank genome assembly. NCBI's taxonomy places the organism in Eukaryota, Viridiplantae, Streptophyta, Magnoliopsida, Malvales, Dipterocarpaceae.
GAGCAGAUCAAAUUCCAUAUAUCUCAAUGGCAGGGAUCAACUACUGCCUCUGUGUCACAAUCCUUUGCACCACCCUUCUCAGCUCGAGUGGAAGCAGCUAUGCUCAGUCCAAGGAAGAACACAAAAACAAGCUCCUGUUUGUGUUUGGAGACUCCCUCUUUGAUCCAGGGAACAACCAGUACCUCAACUCGAGCAGAAGGUCACCGGCAACGUCAUGGCCUUAUGGUAUGGGGUUGAACAAUCAUUCCACUGGUAGAUUAUCUGAUGGCCUUAUAGUCCCUGAUUUCAUAGCUUUGUCUGCGAGGUUGCAAGUUCUUCCACCAGUUUUGCAACCAGGUGUAAAUUUUAGUGAUGGAGCUAACUUUGCUUCUGCUGGAGGAGGUGUUCUUGACACUCAUAUUGGAGUGAUGAACAUGGGAACCCAAUUAUACAACUUCAAGAAGGUGGUAAAUAUGUUGACAAAAAAAUAUGGUGAAGAAGAAACCAAGAAAAUUUUAAUGAGAUCUGUUUUCUUGUUUAGCUUGGGAGGCAACGAUUACUUUGCCUUCAACACCGAGUACCCGAAUUCUACUCAAGCUGAGCGCAUGGCAUACAUGCGCUUGGUUGUAGGCAAUUUAACCAAUGGUCUCAAGGAGAUAUAUGCCAUUGGAGGAAGAAAGAUUGCUUUCCAAAAUGUUGGGCCGUUGGGUUGUGUACCGACCAUCAAAAUGAUGUACCCGGAGUUUAAUGGUUCUUGUGUUAGAAAUUUCAUGGUACAUGGCAAAUUACACAACAAGGCUCUUUCCAAUGCCCUUAAGAACUUACCAACAAAACUACCGGGAUUCAAGUACUCAAUAUUCGAUUAUUACACAGCACUGGAAGACAGAAUUAAGAACCCUACGAAAUAUGGUUUCAAGGAAGGGUACGUUGCGUGCUGCGGAAGUGGAUUGUACAAUGGGAGGAACUGUGGAGGAGGAGAUGAUGGAAAACAAGCAUACAAUCUAUGCAGUAAUCCCAGCCAGUAUGUGUUCUUUGAUGGUGGCCAUACUACUGAGAAAACAAAUCAUCAAUUAGCCAACUUAAUAUGGAGUGGAAUUCCCAAUGUCACUGGACCUUAUAAUGUGAAGCAACUAUUUGACUUUCCUUAAUUAAUGUUUGGUGUAGUUCUUACUACUACAUAAUUAAUUCAGCUGGUAUGCAUUGUAUUUUAGUUUCUACGAAGCAGAGAGGUCAAGGGAAAUGGUAUUUUAGCUUUCGGAACCGAUUUAUUUACAACUUUAAUAACAAAUAUUAAAGAGU